Messenger RNA from Bombus pyrosoma, 637 nucleotides. It is a transcript of the gene Alg13, whose product is annotated as UDP-N-acetylglucosamine transferase subunit ALG13 homolog. The transcript is spliced from 2 exons. Gene Ontology annotation, biological process: dolichol-linked oligosaccharide biosynthetic process. NCBI's taxonomy places the organism in Eukaryota, Metazoa, Arthropoda, Insecta, Hymenoptera, Apidae. The record is from RefSeq and is a predicted model, not a curated record. The coding region runs from base 49 to 561 and encodes 170 amino acids. Gene Ontology annotation, molecular function: hexosyltransferase activity.
AUAUGAUCUUAUUAAUAUUCGAAUCUAUAAUAUCUUUAAAUAUUUAAAAUGACACAAUUGACACAAAGGAUAUUUGUUACUGUUGGCACAACCAAAUUUGAUGAACUAAUCGAGACAGUACUUAGCUCAGAAGUUUUAGAGGUAUUAUCGUCAAAAGGAUAUUAUGAAAUCAUCUUGCAAGUUGGCAGAACGUUAUUUGUACCAGAUUGUACCCCACGUUGUGGUUUUGUCAAUAUUGAAUAUUUCAAUUUAAGCGCAGAUGUAAUUAACUAUGUACAAAAUGCUGAUCUUAUUAUAAGUCACGCAGGAGCAGGAAGUAUUUUAGAUGCUUUAGAGUGUAGAAAAAAUUUAAUUGUAGUUGCAAAUGAAAAUUUAAUGGAUAAUCAUCAAUUAGAAUUAGCUGAGCAACUCUAUGAAGAUAAACAUUUAUACUAUUGUACUUGUAAAACUUUGUUAAACACUAUACAAGCCAUGAAUUUUACUCAGUUAAAACCUUUUGUUAAUAAAAGAAGUAGACAUAUUGCUAAAUUUAUAGACCAAAUAAUGGGAUUUUUACCAUGAAAGAAAGUUUGAAAAAUAUUCCAAGAAAUACAGUUUUUUAUUUAUUUAUAAUAAACAAAAAUAUUUAAGAGGUUAA